Molecule: messenger RNA, 2424 nt
Organism: Hansenula ciferrii
Lineage: Eukaryota; Fungi; Ascomycota; Saccharomycetes; Phaffomycetales; Wickerhamomycetaceae
Gene: RIM9
Product: Rim9p
Exons: 1
Coding region: 1-2424 (807 amino acids)
Cellular component (GO): cell division site; plasma membrane; growing cell tip
Source: RefSeq, a predicted model, not a curated record
AUGGCAGUUCGUAUACGUCCAGCUACUACACUAGCUGUUGUCCUAGCUAUAGCUUUUGCUUUCCAUUUGAUUACAAUACUUUCAGUCCCAAUAACAAGUUCAAUAACAUUGUGCACUUAUGAUGGUUACAAAUUUGGUGUUUUCGGUCUAUGUCAUGGUGAUAAAUGCUCAAACCCUGCUAUUGGGUAUAGUGGUAAAGAACUUGGUGAUGUUGAUGGGUUUUCACUACCUUCAAAUGCAAGACAUUCAGUAUCAAAAUUAUUAGUUGUUCACCCUAUAGCUGCUGGGUUUGUACUUAUUUCACUUGUCUCAUCAGUAUUAUUACACUGGCAUGGACCUUCAAAUUCGUUAAGAUUUUUGUUUUUCUUAUUGUUAUGGACUAUUCCAAGUUUCUUAAUCUCAUUGUUAUCCUUUUUAGUUGAUAUAUUAUUAUUUGUCCCACAUUUGGAUUGGGGUGGAUGGAUUAUUUUAGCUUCUACAGUGUUAAUUGCCAUUUCAGGUGUCUUAUUAUGUAUUAUGAGAAGAACAAUUUCAUCAAGAAGAGGUUUAAAACGUAAAGAUACAUUCAAUAAUAAUGAUUAUCAUUUACAACCUUUAAAUUAUGGUUAUGGUACUGUGGAUGGUAAUUCAGAUACAAAAUUCGGCUCCAAAUCAUUUGAAGGUAAAGAUGAAGAUGAAAGAGCUCCUUUUGUUCAUGAAAAUGAUGAAAAUUAUGAUAAUACUAUGAAUGUGACUAGAACAAAUGAAGAUUUAAAUAAUUACCCAUCUACUCAAUUAUAUGAUUCAAUGCGUGGUGAAAAUAAUAGAAGUGCACAAAGUAACUCAACAGGUUAUAGAUCACCAGAAAAUAUAUUGGCACCUUUAUCAACUGCUUAUAGAGGAGCAGCUUAUAAUGAUACAUUACCAGAAGAUUCAACUCAACAACAUAUCAUAAAUUCAACUUCACCACAACCAAAUCAAUAUCAAGAUGAACCUUAUUCACAACAACAACAACCUUUAAUUCCACAAAAUACAUCCUCUUCACCUGAUUAUUCUGCACCAUAUCCAACAAAUCUUCCAAAUACUGAUUUCCCAUCAACUUCAUCACCUCCAUCUCAACAACAGGAACAACAACAUAGAUGGAAUGCACCAUAUCCAGAAGAUAAUGAUUAUAGUACAAGAAGUUAUGAUCGUAAUAGUACACCUCAUGUUGGAUCAAGACCUUCGGGACCUCGUCCAAUGCCAUUUGCAUCAAGUGGUAUACAAGAAGAAUUACCUUUAUUACCUUCAGAAAUCGCUGCAAAUACUUUAAAUUUAAAUAGAGGUGAUAUAGGACAACCUUCGAAUGUUGAACUUGAUCAAUCAAGAGAAUCUAAUGAAAGCCCAAGUGCUCCACCAUUACCUUUAGAUGAUGAUGAUUCAAACGAUGAAUAUGAUGAUGCUGAAACAACAUUACCUGCAUAUCCACAUGAAGAAAAUCCGCAUCCAUUGGUUCAAGAAACUAAAAGACUUUAUGAAAGUGAACCACCAUCACAACAGCAACAACAUCAACAUCAACAAGAGGAUGAAAUGUUACAAGCACCAUCUUCUUCAAAUAAUCAUGAUGUUUCAAGACAAGCAACAUAUAGAACUAAAAUUGCUAAUGCUAUUGAUCAAUUACAAGGUACUCCAAUAGCUAAUAAUAGUGAAUAUUUGGCAACAAAUGAUAGUUUAUUAAGCUCGACUUCACACUUGAACCUAAAUGCAUCUUCAAAUAGUGUUGCUGCUAAUAAUCAACAACAUGGAAAUAAUUUUGAUGAUGAAGAUGAUGAUGACUUAUAUAGUGCACCUGCAAGAUCCGUUACAGUGGUACCUGAAGAAUCUGAAGCACCUCCAUUACCAUCACCAAGUGCAGAAUCUUUCCAAAGUGAUGCAUCAUCAAAUUAUUCAUCACAAGUCCCAUCAGCUUUAAAUUCACCAUUAGAUCCACCAACUAGAGGUCAUUCAUUACUAAGACCUAAUAGAGGACCAUCAGCAUCACAUUUAAGACCAAAUGAUUCAUUAUAUGAUCAUCAUGAAAGAAUCCCAUCAGCAAGUACAAUAUCUAAUAAGGAAUCAUCAGAAGAUUUAUACCCAUUAUCGGAUCCAUUAGCUAAAAGACCAACACCAGCACCAUCAUUUUCAAAUAUAUCAAUAACAUCUUCAAACUUUACAUCAGUUUCACAAAGAGGUAUCAAUCCAAAAUAUCUUGAAAAAAAUCCUCACGAAGCACCACAAGUUUUACGUACACCACAUACAUUACAAGAAGAUCUUGUACCAAGUAGACAACCAACUUCAACAUCACCACAAAAGACCAAAGCACCACCACAAGAUUUAUUAAUCAUGUCAAAUCCAGAUUUUUCAAUUUCAUCACCAAAUAAAAGAAAUGGUAAGAAAAAACCAUUAACAAGACCUCCAAAUUAUUAA